Messenger RNA from Schistosoma rodhaini, 1308 nucleotides. The record is from the annotation of a GenBank genome assembly. NCBI's taxonomy places the organism in Eukaryota, Metazoa, Platyhelminthes, Trematoda, Strigeidida, Schistosomatidae.
AUGAAGUUAAACAUAUUCAUUACGAUAUGUUGGAUUUCCAUAAUUUCCCUAGUAUUUCCAACAGACGAAGUUAAACUUCAAAAGAAACCAAAGUGCGACGAUAAAACACAAGACAAAAAUCGUGUAGAGAAUAAGAGGACAACAGCUUUUGAAGUUGCCAAAAACCUAACUACAUUCGAAAAGGAGAAACCAAAGUACAACGGUCAAAAACAAAACAAAAAUUGUAUGAAGAAAAAGAGAACGAAAGCUUCUGAAUUUGCCGAAAACCCAACUACAUUCGAAAAGGAGAAACCAAAGUGCAACGGUCAAAAACAAAACAAAAAUUGUAUGAAGAAAAAGAGAACGAAAGCUUCUGAAUUUGCCGAAAACCCAACUACAUUCGAAAAGGAGAAACCAAAGUGCAACGGUCAAAAACAAAACAAAAAUUGUAUGAAGAAAAAGAGGGCAGUGGCUUCUGAAUUUUCAACAAACCCAGCUAAAUUCGAAAAGAACAAAGCAGAGUGCGGCAGUCAACCAUUAAAUAAAUGUAUAGAAAAGCUUAGAUCUACGGCUUCUAAAGCUGCUUACGAUUCUAGAGCAAACAAAAAGGAUAAUUUAGGUAACAUAAUAACAGAAGAAGUCAACGAAUCCUUAAAACAGAAAAAAUAUCAACAACAACUAUUCUUGUGCCAUGUUAACGAAAAAUUGAAGAAACGAUGGAAGCACUGUUUACGGGGUGAUGAGAAAACGCUACAUGCCAGAAAGAAAUAUCUGGAAAGUAUAAAUGACAAACCGGAAGCAUUCAAUGUUACAACAUACCUAAAUAUAAACUGAAUAACUAAAUUAUGAGUUUCACACUGUUUUACAAUAAACCUUGGUAUUUUCCUCUUAAAGUAUUCACUAGUUGUACCAGUUUCACAUUGUUUUGCGUUCCAACAAAUUAACAAUCAUCUCAUAUUAACAAUAAUUUCGAACAAUUUCCAACCAAUUAUUUCUUAUGUAUGUGCAUUCAGUUGCAUUCACCAAUGAACAAUUUUUAAUAAAGAAUUCAAAAAGUAACCAUUCUUUCUAUCAAACGCAUUAAAUAUACCACUGCCAUAUCAUACCCUUUAUUACACAACACUCAAUGUAACAUUCCGCUUCAGUAAACAGCACAUAGUGUGCCUGAUUAUACAUGUUUAAUCACAAACAUUCUAUUAGUUACGGCAGAACGAGUAUCAUUUCUAACAAUAGAGAAGAACCAAAAUGAAAUACAUCAAUUUAAAGCUUCUAAGCUCAUAUAACAUUCACCACAUAAUAUAUAAGAACGUUGAUUGGAUGACCUAUUCA